Molecule: messenger RNA, 6300 nt
Organism: Cantharellus anzutake
Lineage: Eukaryota; Fungi; Basidiomycota; Agaricomycetes; Cantharellales; Hydnaceae
Product: ribosome 60S biogenesis N-terminal-domain-containing protein
Exons: 16
Coding region: 30-6233 (2067 amino acids)
Biological process (GO): maturation of 5.8S rRNA from tricistronic rRNA transcript (SSU-rRNA, 5.8S rRNA, LSU-rRNA); maturation of LSU-rRNA from tricistronic rRNA transcript (SSU-rRNA, 5.8S rRNA, LSU-rRNA)
Cellular component (GO): nucleolus
Source: RefSeq, a predicted model, not a curated record
CUGGCGCUUAGGGCCACAACUCCUUGGUAAUGGAGAACCCGAAAAAAAAGCGCAAAGGGAAAAAAAGUGCUCCCAACAUCUCAAAAGAUGAAGGAGAGACCGGAAACACUCACUUCCCGACUGGCGGCCAAGUGCGAAAGAUGCUGUUAGAUGUCUAUGAACGGGAUCCUUUCCUGAAAGAGUUAAAGAAACAAUUGGACGUUCAUCCCGAUGUUCUUCCUCUACCAGCCACCGAUGGGCGGGUACGUUUGAUUGAGGAGUGGGUGACCCAUUCACCUGGGGUCCCAGAAUUGUUUGACUUUUGGGAUGAGGUCGCAAAUACUGGCUUGGAUGCUAACGUCUCCGAUAUCAUUUCGGUCCUGGCUUCCAUACUCAAUUUCACCAGCCACAAUAUUUUACACAUCGCACAUGGAGAGAAGAUACUUUUAAAGCUAUUGGACGCCCCGCGAGUGGAAUCCUUGGGCCACCUGGCUUCCGGCCACAACCAACGUCUGGUCACGCUUGCUUUCAAACUGCUGCGCGCAAUGGCGGAAUUCGACAGUGGAGUAAAGAAGCGGGACGUAAUGGAAGCAUUUAAUUGGGGGGCUGGGUCGCUACGUGCCUUGCUCGAAAUGCGUUCAACUCCAUCAUCGGAAUGGAACCUUAUUGAGGACCCUGAUCCCAGGACGUCAUUUAUCUUAUUUAUGCUUACGUUCUUGACGCCUGAGACUCGGACAUCGACUAAAGGAGUCUUUCUUCUACGACAUCAAGAGAUCUUCGCGCAAAUAUUUGAAGGUUUGCAUGAAGAUCCCUACGAAGUAGUUCAGAAAGUCCUAGAGGUGGCUUGGGAAGGCAUCUGGCGUGAUGUCGAGCUUUCCAAACAUUUUAAACUCCAGGCUUUCGGGCGCGAGGUUCUGCUUCAGAUCAUCAAACUCUACAAAAGAUCAGAUCAAGAGGGGCCCGAUCCCACCGAUGUGCCAGCUGAUACCGCGCACAGUUUUCUUGUUGCAGUGUGCACGACACCCAAUGUGGGUAUCUGCGUACGCGAUAAAGGCUGGUAUUAUGGGGGCUCCGGUGACGAUGGGCCUGACGCAGUUGACAGCGCUGAGCAUCAGGAGUCAGAAGGCUCGAGUGGGGAUAAGAGUGUCCUUAAUUGGCGUCUGGCUGGAUUUCUUGGGAGUCUAAAUGUCGUCGAUGACCAGCGUCAACGGGAUUUGGCUCUGAAAAUACUCCGGACGUGUCCUGAGCUUGUGAGAGUGUUCUGGCCUCGGUCACGGCUGAAAAGGGAGGCUACACUUUCCUCGCUCUGGAUAUCUAGUGUGUCUUUCGUAGGCAUUGUUAUAUCCAUGCCUAUUCCCGCUGCAUGCUUUCGCACUGUUGACCCCAUUUCAAGUCGCGGUCCCUCAACGGGGGCUACAUUUAACCCAACCCCCCCACCUCUAUCUUCAUUGGUGGAGAAUACUCUGCCGUCGAUUUUGACCAGAGAAUGUCUGUCUAAGGCGCUGCAUUCUAGCACAGAGCCAUUGAUUAAACAUUCUACCGCUCUGAUGCUUGCCAAAUGCCUGGAUAAAUUUGAGGAAAUCCGUCUAUGCUUCUUGCGAAUAGAGCGAAUCUUGGAAGAAGAUGAAGAAUUUGGUUUCUGGACGCGCAGACGAAUCGAGUUCGAAAAGGAGAUGAAAAGACGAUUGCCCGACGUCCAGAUGAUUAUCCAAUUUCUCCCCCCUAAAUCGGCUCACGAUGCUGUUUCCACGGGGCCUGAUGAGAAGAAGGAAUCGGAAACCGCCUCCAAGACACCAGCCUCUUCCCAAUCUCCAAAUCCUUUCCGUGACGCAUUACUGAGUGAAGCUGCAUUGCGGUUGAUGUGGCAAUAUCACCGUUCACUUCCGGCCCUAAUGAGUGGGACUCGUUUCAAUUCCGGACAGUUAGUGAGGCUAUUAACAGACACUCGCAAGGAGCUCUCUCCAUCCCCGGAAAUCGCCAACACCAAGGGGAUUUCGUUGUUGGGAUCGCUCCACGUGCUUCGUCUUCUGCAGGAGAGCGACAAAUUUGCGUGGCAAAACUCUGGUCUUCAACACACUUAUUUGUACCCCAUCUUCGUAUUAUAUCUGGAGACAUCCGCGGGAAUUCUUCGCCAGACGGCGGAAAAGCUCCUUAAAGCCGUCCUCAGUAGAACUCCUCUUUUUGACCACGAUCCGGAUGAGGUUGAGCUGUGGCUGGACAGUUUGCCCCGCCUCGGGCGUUCACCCUCUGCUAAAUCCCCCGAGGGAUUCCCGCUGACCGAUGAACGCGCUAGUGUGCUGACCUUCCUUGACGACAGUAUUCGACGGUGUAUGCAGACGCCAUAUCCCUACUUUGAGAAAAGUCUCGCGAUGCUCAAAGGCAUUCAAACAGCCGACCACGAUGAUCCUUCUGUUCCAGUACACCGUCGGGAGAUCCCUAGUCCUUUAUUCUCAGUCAUUCUGGAAGGGUUCAUUUCUAAAGCCGAACAGGACCCUCCAGGUCUGACAUCAUCAGAUGUUCUUGCCAUAGCAACUUUUGUCCGGAAAUUGACUCAAAAUUUUACUUGCAAGUACUCAGACUCGCGACAGACUUCCGUUCUUGUUCAAGAGGCUGUCCGUGCGCUUAGACGAAUCUCAGCCAAAGCUGCAUAUGGCAGCCUACGCAACGGCCUAGAACGAGAGAUCCGUUUUUUGACUGCCGGCCUCUUGGGCGUGGCCCCUACCCGUGAUCGAACUAUUGGUGAUUCGUUUGUGGCUGUGGACGACUUUUUGACCUCUGUGGAGAGCCUUUCAGAACCAUUAGAUAUUGCAUUGGACUCCAUGAUGCUAGUUGAUUGGGUUCGUCUUGUAGAUCCGCCCCUAGACUGGCAGCGAGUGAACCGCAUGGCCAAGAUUAUGAAAAACUGGGACAAUCAUUCGGCUGCUAUUCAAGAAUUUUGUUCUUUUGUAGAUCCACAGUCAGCGUCACUUACUGCAUUCAUUCCCGAUCCGACUCCAGACUUCAUGGAGAGCUUCAGACCUGGUAUCUUCUGCGCGGUCGCGUUGGCGGAUUUCCAAAGAUCAGACUUGCAGCAAUGGCUACCGUAUCUAGUCAUUUCAGAGAAAUCCCCUGCUCGUUUGACUUACGCCUCUCGAUUGCUUUUACAUAAGCUGGGAUCCAACCCCAACAUCGUGGACGCAGUGUUAAUCAUCCUGCUUAACAUCGUACAGGAAGCCAAAGCUUGCAGCAUCUAUGAUGCCUCCACCCUUGUCGAAGUGCUUUUUUCGGAUCGCAUUGGCUUACGGAGUCACAUCGUUGGAAUUUUGGAAUCGUCAAGAAAUCUUGGGCCUUUAAUCCGCGAAGUUGCAGACCCAUCCAUGAUCGUAAAUCACGUUGCGCCAAUAUCCCUUCGCUGGUUGGAGAAAAUGAGAGGCGCGCAACGUGCGUCAUUUCAAUUCUCUACUGGGCUGCCUUGGCUGCCGUUUCUCGACGAUUCACAACUCAUUGAAGUCUUUGAUUCGCUUAUUGAUUCUUCCCCCCUCAACAGCGGGAGUGUGGUCUUAGAUGAUUUCCUUGCUUCGUUAACGACGGGGUUGUUACAGAGACGAAGUGAAUUUGCACGCAAGGCUCUCCGGGAACGUCUACCCGCAUUAGUUUCGCUUCCAUUAUCAGCUUCGCCCAGGAUUGGUGCCCUAGUAUCAGAUAUCCUAAGAUGCCAUCUUCCUCCAGGAAUAGAGGAUCUGGAAGGCUUGCGUCGUAUUGUCCUUAGCGAAGUCAUAAACGAUGCUAAUGAGCGCUGGACUCGAACUCCAUCAAUUGAUCUACAACUUCCAGAUGCUACGGAUAUCGACUCAACUCUUGUUGGGACAGACCAAAUUGGCGCAAACGCCUUGCAUCUCAGUUCAAACCUGACUUUUCGUUUCGUGGAAUGGGUGAGAAACAAGCCGAGUGAUGAGGUCAUUGAACGCCACUUGAAGACGUUCCAUGCCAUCUUGGAUUCAUGCUCGAUUGCUACGAAUACGAAAACGUCCAAACCUGAAUAUCCCCACUUAAAUGGCAUGAUACUCCCCCUGUUACGAAGACUGCGUUCGGAAUCGCUUUCGCUCAAAAAUGCUGGGGUGAUUGUUGAAUGCCUUUUGUCCAUUUUUCGCCUCCACCCAUCACAAAACGAGACCCUCAUUGGCUUUAUUUUGGAUGAAGUUCAAGCACCACCCCAACAGAUCAGCAUCUCAGUCCACUUCCUCCUUUUCUUGUAUCGAUUACUUCAGACGAAUACCGGCGAAAAGGCCCAGUUACUUCUAAAUUCUGUCAUUAACCGCGGCUUGGAAUGGGUUGUGCGUCGUUUCUCGGAAGAUGACGAAGACUCUCCAGAGACGUUAAGCUUGCUUGACAUGUUUGGAUACCUCCUCGAAAUCGCACCAGAUGUUCAAGCACCGUUAGCGGACCCCGUUCUCACCGCAGGUGUAAAGAACAGACUUUGGGUAUAUCAAGCUUUGCAAUUCAUGGCCAAGUUAGCGACGCGUACCAAACUCAAGCCCGUCGCCUCUAAUCGCCUCUUACAGAGUGUGUUACACCACCCAGACUUCCCGGUACUGACUACUGCGCGCAAACGUCUUCCUUCUGAGAAUGACACCCGGUCCCCGAUCACCUCUCUGCUUCAUGCCCUAUUUUUUAUGCACCCAGAAAAUUCGUGUCAGCCAACGCAUGUGGCCCCUUUGAUCGGGGUAUACGGAGGGACAUUGUCCACUUCAGAUCGGAAAAUCAUCUCAAUCUUGAGAUUGUUUGAGCGUGAACGACGUCUAUCAGUUAUGGCGAUCGUCAAGAAUUGGAACGGAAGCUCGGGUCCCGUUUCUCACACUUCGGUUGUUGAUGCGAUAACUAAUCUGGAUCCUGAGGUGGUGAUGAGAACAUGUCUCACGCCGUUUGUUUUCGGAGAACCCUCAAUGCACAGCAAUGCUGGACGGGACGAGGGAGCUGUCUAUGAACCCCAGUUCAUCAUUUCGUUGCUGAAUGCGGCAUCACUUGAGGGUGGGUUGACUGGUAGUCAAUGGGCUCAAGUGUUCCAGACGAAUGCACCCUGUAUCGCUGUCCGAGCUCUUUCCUCAGACGACGAGAGUAUUCGAGCGUCCGCUUCCCUAUGUCUAGCCACUUUGCUAUACUAUGUCGAGUCUGCGGAUUUCAGAGAAAGGGACGAAACGAUCUAUGUUCUCAACCUCCUUAGGAAUAUCAUACCGCCGGCCAGUCCUAACGCAUCCCCUCCACGAGUUACAACCUAUGUCACACUGAUCGUGGCCCAUGCCUUAAGAUCGAUAUAUAACCCGUCUCACUUCAUAUAUCCAAUGGUUAUGCGCUUUCUCCUCCAGCAGCCGACGCUAGAUGAUACAAGCGUUCCCCUCCUGUUCAGGAUGCUGUACAGCACAAAUGACAGUUCUGGAAAACAAGCGAGUUGGAAAUUAGAGCGAGGUUGGAUCAUCCGCUUCAUUGCCGAUGGUAUGAUAUCGACGCAGGACUGGACGGUUUUCUCCCACCGUCAUCAGUGGGACCGCCUGGCCGGUAUUUUCCAAACUCCCGAAACGGAUCAAGCCACACGGCGUGGUAUCCUGAAUGUACUCGUCCGAUUGAGCUUGGAUGCCACGGCAACUUCGUCACUCGUGAGGCGUUUCGGUUUACUUUCCUGGAUACAAACCCAACUCCAUAAGACAGUCGCAGAAGAGGUAGAAAUCUGGCUUGAGAUUCUCGGGAAUAUCUCUCGCGUGCUGGAGUCGACCAGAGAUGCACCCAGGAUCCCGGGCGCUUGGGGUUCGUCUGUUGCAGAGUGUCUUGGGCUUAUUCUUGGGGAUCCAAGUAUAACCCUAAGACAAUUGCUCCAGAUCAGUAUCGUGAUUAAGCACAUCUCGCCUAUAAAUAUGCACAUUCCCACCACGCAAGCGCUUUUGGAUUCGCUGCGUAGGGUGCUCGAGCGACUAGAACCAACCAUCUCGACGUCCGACUUCCGAUUGGAAGAAAUUGUUAUGUGUGGAAUCUCCAUGUCAAAGACGGAACGGGAGGGGCACGCUCUCCGUCCAUCCACCCCAGAUUUAUGGAUAUGGGGUCGUUCCAUCGAGAUUAUCUGGCAAUCGCUCAUGGUUUCUAACGCUGACGAGCGGCGACAUGCACGCAUCUGGCGCGAUUUCACCUGUCGCUUGCUCAUUUGGAGUUCAAUCAAUCAGGACAGCGAAGCAGGGAAGUGGGCAAAGGAUCAGGUCAUCAAGAACAUGCACCGAUCACAAGCAUAAAUCAAUGAGAGGAUGUCGGAUUUAUCCAAGUAAAAUACAAAGUACUAAUGCUAAUGUAAUACGCCUA